AUGGCUGAAGACGGCCGAAAAGAACAGAUCAUAGUUGACUUGGAAGCAGGCUCGGAAUGGAGGUUUGAAUUAGAAGCAGACGAGAAUAUAGCUUUGAGGAUCCUUUCACCCGAUCCAGUCUUCAUCAAUUCCGAGGAAUUACCACCAGCAACAUGGUAUCCUAUACAUCGGUAUACGAAAGGAUCUUUGUAUGCACCUACCGCAGCAAGGCUUGAAGUGACUUCCUUACCCGCCUCUCAAUAUACCUCGACAUCAACUAUCCAACCUCAGCUUCUGAAUCUUCAUCUUGCACUCGAAAGGAAUCGCAUACUAGCAAAACGUUAUCUCUUUAAUAAGGGUUCCAGCGAAGUGGUGAGGGGUCCUAGAGUCAUGGUGGUUGGCCCGCCAAGCUCAGGUAAAACAACAGUAGUGAAGAACCUGGUCAACCUUGCUUUGAGUACAGGGAUGGGUUGGACAAUUGGUGUAGCUGGUUUAGAUCCAUCAAGCCCUUCAAAUCUCAUUCCCGGUACCGUAUCAAUCGCAACACCCUCUCAUCCCAUUCCAACGCAUCAUCUAGCCCAUCCAUUUGGAUCACCACCGACUUCGAUACCGUCAAACAUGCUUUCCGCGGAUGUAGCUACUGUAGGAUGGUGGCUGGGAGGACUAGAGCCCACCAAUAAGAACGCAGAAGUUUGGAAAGUUCUCAUUGAGAAUAUGGGGAGUGAAUGGAAGAACAAAUGUGAGAAGGAUAAGAUGGCCCUAGCAUCCGGAUUGAUAGUCGACACGUCAAGUGCAUUCACAAACCCUUUACUCGGAACGAAGAAAGAUGAUCCGAAAGCUAGGUAUUCACUGGUAGAUCAAGCUGUAGAUGCUCUCGAUAUCGAUACAAUCCUAGUGAUAGGUCAUGAAAAGCUCCAUAUCGACUUAUCUCGUCUACCAUCCCUUCAAUCAAGGGCAGUGAACGUGAUCAGAAUCCCUAAAUCCGGUGGAGUGGUGGAUUUGGAUGAUGCUCAAAAGGAAUUAGUGCAAUCAUUCCAAAUCAGAACUUACUUCUACGGUGAACCCAUCUUACCUAAAGAAAUCAGUGGGUUGAUGGGAAAGAUGGUUGGUUUCGAUGGUAGCUUGAAUCCGUAUAGUUUCCAAAUUGGUUGGGAUACUUUAGUCGUAUUGAGGGUUGGUGAAGAAAACUCGGCACCCUCGUCUGCCCUCCCAUUAGGCUCAUCCCGGACACUUUCACCUACUCGACUUACGCGAGUAGACCCAUCAGGUCCAGCGCAUGUAGUGAGACUACUGAACACGGUACUUGCGAUAGUAGAUAUCAAGCCUGAAGAUCGAUUGAAACCGGAAAAAGCACCAAAAGAAGAAGUGAAAGCUGAACCUGAAGGUGAAGCUGAACCAGUAAAAGAGGAGGAAGAAGAAGAAGAUAUGGAAGAAGUUCCAUUCAGGGAGGAGAUAGGGAAAAGAGAAGUCUUAGGCUUCAUCGUGAUUACCGCAAUCGACGCCCAAAAGAAAAAAUAUACAGUCCUCUCACCAAGUCCUGGUAAAUUACCAUCUACGGUAGCUAUUGCAGGCUUUGUAGAAUGGGUUGAUUCGGCAUAG
Molecule: messenger RNA, 1578 nt
Organism: Kwoniella shivajii
Lineage: Eukaryota; Fungi; Basidiomycota; Tremellomycetes; Tremellales; Cryptococcaceae
Exons: 8
Coding region: 1-1578 (525 amino acids)
Biological process (GO): tRNA splicing, via endonucleolytic cleavage and ligation
Cellular component (GO): nucleus; mRNA cleavage factor complex
Molecular function (GO): polynucleotide 5'-hydroxyl-kinase activity
Source: RefSeq, a predicted model, not a curated record